AUGAAGUUUCUUUUCGGGUACUUAACCUUCUUGGGACUUACUUUAGCUAUCGGAAGUUCUGCCGCUAAAGAUUUCCAGACCUGCUACAGCUCAAGUUUUGACGAAGGCAUAGAGGAAGUCAUGUACGGUAACUUUCUGAUGCGCACUUUUUCGUUUCCUCAUGCAGUUUAGAUGAAAAGAAGGUUACUUUCUUUCAGUUAAAAUCAAACUGUUUAACUGAAGCAGUUUAAACGUGCACCUGAUUUUGUCCCCUCGAUGGUCAUCAUCUUGACUGUGUUUGGACUUUUUAAACCUUGAUUACUCAUCAAAAAGGAUACCUUGAAAUCGAAAGUAAGAGACAAAUGCGUAAGGAUGUGGUUGAAAAUGGAUAUACGGGACACUUUAAUUUAAUUGCUGAUUCUAGAGGGGGAAACGCCUUUUAAUAUCGCUUUUUGAUAACUCAACGGAAAACUGAAUAAAUUUCAACUCAUGAAAUUUUCGCGAAUCGCUCAUUAAGCCGGCAACACACUUGGCAAUUUUAUGCGUCGAUCGCCAAAAUCGCCAGGUGUACUCGGUGCAGCGAUUGCGAUAUUCGCAAAUCGCCGCGAUCGGCGUAUAAAAUCUCCAAUAUCUGGCAUACAAGAUAUCGGCGAUUUCGUUGGCGAUCACAUGCGCCGCGAUCGGUGAGAAAAAGUCGUCAAGUGCAUCAAAGUACGUUACGCGAUUUUGAGGGUGUGCACUUCUGGCCACUCAGAUUUUUCAAAAAUUGGUUACACGCUUCAUACCACCCUUUAGGCAGUUUGCUCGUUCAUACUUUGCGUUCCAGUUUUCCCUUCGGGAUAGUUUCCCCUCUCUGAAUGGUCGUUGCGUACUCUCUAGUCUCGGUCCUACAAACGUCAAUCAAAAUGGAUUCGGUUUUUUAUUUUACCAGCAAGACUCCCCGGCCACAUGAGUACCUUACUGCCGAUUCAAUUCCAAAACAGUGGGAUUUGAGAGACAUUCCCGGGAAAGGUAACCUGGCCAGUGUGACACGGAAUCAACACAUUCCCCAAUAUUGUGGCUCCUGUUGGGCUUUUGGAUCAACCAGUUCAAUAUCAGACAGAAUCAACAUCCUACGCAAGGGAAAGUGGCCAAGUAACCUCCUGUCAGUCCAGAAUGUCAUAGAUUGCGGUAAGCAAGUUGUGGUCAAUAUAUGGGCCUAAUCUCAUACCCAGAUCCUACCGUUGAACUGUAAUUAAAAUGUUGGAUCCUCAUAACCGCUUGGCCGUGGAAGGUCUGAGUACGCGACUAAUUUGGGUCCAAAAGAAAUUUGUAUGAUAACCACAUAGCCGUUUAUUUUCUGGUCAUAUUUUAUUUUGUUUGUUGAUUUGAUUUUCACUUUUCAUAUCUUUUUGUGCAAGUACAUCAUUAUUAUAUUAUUUUUUUAUUUUUUUUUUUAUAGAACUAUGCUGCUUAGACUCAAAUGCAUGCUUGAAAAUUUAGCCAAUCAGAAUUAAGAAAGUGACACCCCUCGAUAGUUAACGACCAUUCACUGGAGUGGAGGUGGCUCGUGGUGGAUGUUUAUCGAGGCGCGAAUCUGCGAGGUAAAUAUAUCCACCACCUGCCACCGAUACUGAGGUGAAUAGUUAUUCUAGUAUAUACUAAAACAGUGGCAUAAUAUAGCUAAAAGAUUAUUUUAACUCAUUUAUUCCUGCAACGACUACAACGUUUUCGGGCGCAAAUCCUACGUGAGUCGCUGAGAGGUGAAUAGCGAAGGAUAUUCAAAGUAUGGGUGGCCAACCAGAGCGCGCCUCAAACGCUAUCUCGUACCCAGAUCUACUCCACUGUUUAAGUGUAUACUAUGUGGCAUUAAUAUACACCACUCAAGUGAAUAGUACUUUUCGUGCGCGCUGAUUGGCUCGUUCGGAAGUGAAUGGAAAGUAUCACUCACCUCCUCUUCCACUCCACUUGUUAGAAUAAUUUUCUGGUUAGUGUCGCAAAACCAAAUCCGAAGUAAUCACAACAGCAAAUCAAAAGGAAUAUAUCACUUACAGUCAAUGAGAACUAAAAAACAAAACAAACAAACAAACAAGCAAGCAAACUGAUUUAAGUGUGCGAAAACACGAGUGAGAGGCCGUGAUUGGUUUGCUCGGAAUCUGGUUGGUUCACAAAAAGGCAUUAGUUUUUUUGCAUCAAUUUCAUGGCAAAUUAAUGAAAUUUUCAAUUGAGCUUAAAAAGUAAUUUGGCAUUCCUUUGGUUUUGCUGUACCUCGCUCUGCGAUUAGUCCAUAAAAUUCGCACUAUCCUUUCAAUCAAUGAGAUGCAAACUAGCUAAAACAAAACACAACUUGGUCGCCCGCGUUUUCCCGCGCUUUAAGCAGUUUGCUUGUUUUCUUUUGAGUUCUGAUUGGCUCUUAAAGGUAUUUUCCUUUCUUCUGAUUGGUCCAUGUCAACAAUUUGGCUUUGGCUCUAUGGCACCCAUAAUAGAAAAGUGCUCGAAACCAAAACCGAAACAAUUUCGGAUUAUUUCCACCACUUAUUUGACGGUUGCUUUAUUAACAAUGAAUUAAAAAAUAAUGAUACAACAGGGAAAGCUGGCAGCUGCAGAGGUGGCGGUUCACUGAGUGUGUAUCGUUACGCUCAUGAACAUGGUAUACCAGAUGAAACGUGUAACAAUUAUCAAGCCAAAGACCAGAUAUGCACGCCAUUCAAUCAGUGUGGAACCUGUACCCCAAAAAUGCUAUGCUAUAAAAACUACACCUUAUGGAGAGUCAGUGAAUACGGUAAGUGGAUGAUUUGAAGGUGAUGACCGAUAAUUAAGCAAAUGACCUCACUUUCUAUCGGUGUACCGGUGUAAUAACCCUACGUGGGAUGUCGGGAGAACACGAAAAACGUUUGUAAAUCACGCGGCUCUGGCAAACGUUUCAAAUUAAGAUAGAAAGUGCAAACUAUUGCUUUUAUAAAAUAAACUUAAAAUGUUUCAAUUUCUGUGGGUUAACCAGUUCAAUAAACGAUAGAUUUUGACCAAUCAGGGAGGCGCCUGUAAUAUCUCAGUUUUUUUAUAAAGUAAUUAACAUAUUUGAUAACUUUUAACGUGAUAAUAACAAAUCCUCUCCGUACAAAUUCUCCCAAUGCUGUUGUAGGAGUUGUAAGAGGACGUGAGGAGAUGAAGGCCGAAAUUUACGCUCGGGGCCCUAUUUCCUGUGCUAUCAUGGCGACUAAAACCUUUGAAAAUAAGUAUCAAGGAGGGAUCUACAAAGAAUACAAUAAAUUCCUAAAGUUAAACCACUGUGUGUCAGUCGCUGGCUGGGGUGUUGAAAAUGGUACAGAAUACUGGAUUGUGCGCAAUUCCUGGGGCGUACCCUGGGGAGAGAGAGGCUGGUUUAGAAUCGUAACAUCCAGUUACCAAGGUGGAUGCCGGGGAGACUACAACCUGGGCAUCGAAACAGAAUGUGCAUUCGCCGUUCCGAUUGUGGAAGAGUACGACAUAUAA
Molecule: messenger RNA, 3450 nt
Organism: Pocillopora meandrina
Lineage: Eukaryota; Metazoa; Cnidaria; Anthozoa; Scleractinia; Pocilloporidae
Source: the annotation of a GenBank genome assembly